UGUCGCGAGUGACAGGUGAGAGGAGGGUAGUGCCAGAUGUACCGCCAAGGAUAAUUCCAUAUUUCCCUUUGCUGCUGAGUGUUAGCGGUCACUAAUAAGGGGCAAAAGCCAUCUGAGUGGGAGGACGAAUGAUUGAGACACGAUGCUGCUGCGUCUGAGGCUGCUGGGACAAGCCAUCUUCCUGCUGGUGGUGGCAGCCAGUUUGAUUCUCCUGUUUGCGGGGCGAGAGCUCAGGACCAGCCCCGUGGACACCUCCCCCGUGGCAGAGAACCCGAGUCCGAGCCUGCAGGUGCGAAGCCAGGAUGGAGGACAGAAGGAGGAGAAGGGAGAGGAGGAGGAGGAGGAGUCCGACCUGCCGCCCCAGGAAGCCGUUCCGCUGAGCUCGCAGGAGAACGACCUCCUGUACAGGCCGCCCCUCGACAUCGCCCUCAUCUUCACCCACGCCAAGGACAACGCGCCCUUCCAGUACAAGCUCCGCGUUGCUGUGGGGUCGCUGCUGCACGCGGCGUCGGCUCCCCUGCGGCUGCACCUCAUCACGGACGACGACGGCUUCCACAUCGCCUCGCAGAUCAUCAACGACGUGCAGGCGAGCAGUCAGCUGGACUCCAGAUACGUCAAGCUGGUGUACGUAGCAGCAGAGGACUUCAUCCCGGAAAUUGAGAGCUCGGUAACUGUCCUGCAGGACUUCUUCACUACAAGGAGGGACGCCUACUACCGAGACGCUCUGUUUUUCUUUUCACUCUUCUUGCACAGACUCCUGCCGGGCUUGGAGCGUAUCAUGCUCAUGGAUAUAGAUAUCAAGGUGAAGGGAGACAUAGCUGAGCUCUACUCCCACUUCGAGCGCUUCAGCCCAACCAACGUAAUGGGGAUGUCCCUAGAGCAGUCUCCCGUGUACCUCCACCUCCUCUCGCUCUAUCGCCGCAGCAACCCUAAGACAUCGUUGGGUAGUCCACCGGGACAGGGGGGCUUCCCAGGCUACAACAGCGGCAUCGUUCUUGUGGACAUCGAGAGGCUCAGGAACUCCAAGAUCAUUAGUAGAUACUUGUCUCGAUCAACACUCACAGAGAAGACAAAGCAGUAUAGCUUCCAGGGCCAUUUGGGAGAUCAGGACCUGUACACCCUUAUAGCCUUCGACCACCCUGAACUCUUCUACACACUCCCCUGUGGCUGGAACAGACAGCUGUGCGAGUGGUGGAGGGGCCAUGGGUACCAGACAGUGUUCGACCAGUAUUUCAACUGCACGGGCGAGCUCAAGAUCAUACACGGGAACUGCAAAACGGAAAUACCAGAAAAUUUGUGAUAUUGUCCAUGCCCUCCACUGGUAUGGGACCAGCAUUGUUGUCAGUCGUUAGCUUUUACAUACCUCAGCAAAGAAAAUUGGGUAAAACAUUCCUCUCAUAAGUUAUUGAUGUAAAACCUUCAUAUUGGAAAACCUAACCAAAUGUGUAGGCAGUCCUUCCACAAUAGCUUAAAUGUUUUUUAUAUAAUCUUUCUUAAAAAAACAAAACAUAUAAACACAACAAAGGUAAGAGAGCCAGUCCUCCGUUAGUAGCUUUCUGCUGUGAUAAUUCUUAGUUCCCUGCCUGUGCUGUGAUCUCUGGUAAAGGAAGACGGUAAAGAUCUUUUUUAUAUAUCAUGUUGAUUGGUAAUGAAACUAAGGACAUACUAAAGAAUGUGGCAUUAAUAAUAGGUGUGAGCUGUGGAUAGGUAAGCAAUUGGGUUUGCUUUUUUGUUAUUCUGAAAGUUAUA
Molecule: messenger RNA, 1749 nt
Organism: Penaeus vannamei (Pacific white shrimp)
Lineage: Eukaryota; Metazoa; Arthropoda; Malacostraca; Decapoda; Penaeidae
Gene: Xxylt
Product: Xyloside xylosyltransferase
Biological process (GO): protein O-linked glycosylation via N-acetylgalactosamine
Cellular component (GO): endoplasmic reticulum membrane
Molecular function (GO): xylosyl alpha-1,3-xylosyltransferase activity
Source: RefSeq, a predicted model, not a curated record